Wyeomyia smithii (pitcher-plant mosquito) is the source of this 1000-nucleotide messenger RNA. RefSeq names its product V-type proton ATPase subunit e 2-like. Gene Ontology annotation, cellular component: proton-transporting V-type ATPase, V0 domain; plasma membrane proton-transporting V-type ATPase complex. The record is from RefSeq and is a predicted model, not a curated record. Gene Ontology annotation, biological process: proton transmembrane transport. The transcript is spliced from 4 exons. Lineage: Eukaryota; Metazoa; Arthropoda; Insecta; Diptera; Culicidae. The coding region runs from base 58 to 345 and encodes 95 amino acids. Gene Ontology annotation, molecular function: proton-transporting ATPase activity, rotational mechanism.
GUCAUGUGAUAUUUUUCUCACUCGCUAGUCAAUCGAUUUUGGAAGUCACCAGCAGCUAUGGGGGCCUCCGCGCUACCGAUUAUUAUUUUUUCGGCCAUUUUUGGCGUGAUUGGCAUUGUUUUGCCAAUCAUUGCGCCAAAGGGACCGAACAGAGGAAUUGUUCAAUGUGUCCUGAUAUUGACGGCAGUCACAUGCUGGUUAUUCUGGCUAUGCUGUUAUAUGGCUCAAAUGAAUCCACUUAUUGGCCCUAAACUCCACCAGAACACUAUACUCAUCAUGGCACGGGAAUGGGGCAAUCCGCUUCCAGAUAUGGAUGGCUGGACACCAGAGCACACGGACCAUUAAGUUGGAUCUUGUUUGUCUCUUAUCACCAAUGUAGCGGAGAAUGCAAGUAACACAGAAAACAUUUGUUGAAAAAAAUCUUAAAUAUUCAAUCCAAAAUAGACAUCAAAAUUAGGUAAGAAUCCUCUUACGUCUGUCGGUGACACAUGAGCAUCAUGCGGAUGUAAAUUCCUGUCGCAACUCGAUGAAUUGUUCUCAUCGGGUUUAUAAGAUGCUGAUGUGAGUUUUAUAGUGCUAAAAUAUUUCCUGUCGCGAAAUUUGAAAUAUAUUAUGAUAAUCAAGAAAUUGCAUAUUUUAUAAACACAGUAAUUGAGUGCAUAAAUGCCCUCAAUCAAAUUUAUGCAGCGAACAUUGUAUGAAGUAAUUACGAGGAGUUAUUAUAACACACAUUAUCAUAUAAGCAAAUCACGAAAUUUAAUGGACAUUUCUUACUACACCAUUAUGCAGAAUAUGCAGUAAGCCAAACGAUUUAAAUGAAAAUGAUAGCGAUCAUAUAAGAUGUACUAUUUUCCAGCCAAACAUUCAUUAGCUAUAUUGGAGCAAAUACGCAAGAAAAAUAUGGUAGCAUUAUUAAUCACGCGUACAUGUAUGUUACAUACCAAGUAGUAGAACCAGUAAAAUAUAUGCGGUAGAUGAAACCAUAUUUUAAACAGCAUCA